CAAACAGACCUUGAAUAUGGCUCCCUUGCCGUUUGCUGUCCAAUCGCAAUAGCAUGAAUACAAGCGGGCGCGAAUAAGAACCCCACCCCUAAUAUUUGAGUCGUUACCGGUCACGUACGUAUGUCUAUUUACGCGCCUCCGUUGCUCCGCUAGAGACCCGUAGGCCGUAGCUAGCGCCGAUUCUUCAACAGAAACUUUGAAAAUCCCCUCGAAGAAAAUAACGCGAUGAUUACCGUAGAGGAGGAACUGAUGAGCGCAGUUUCUGAAGGUGACAAGGAAAGAGUUGGACAGCUACUUUUAGAGGGAGUAGACCCCAAUGUGUUUCCCCCAAUGGUAAAAUGCUCUGGGUUUAGGUCUUAUUGUGCAGGUUCAGCAAUGAGCGUUUAUGCAGACUGACUCAACACCGCUCAUGGAAGCAAGCAGAGGUGGAAAUUUCGAGAUUGCUCGCUUGCUAUUAGACAAUGGUGCCAACCCUAACCUAGCUAACAGCGAGAACUGGACCCCACUUAUGGCUGCAGCAAACAAUGGUCAUUUGGGUACUGCUGACACACUGCUAGGUAGGAAAGCUGAUCCAGAUAAGCAGGAUGAUAGUGGCUGGUCAGCUCUUAUGGCAGCAGUGUUUAAGCGUUACAAUGGUGUUGCUCUCAGGAUUCUCACAGCUGGAGCAAAACCACAUAUACAGGACAAGAACAAAACAAACGCUUUGUUGCUGGCUAUUAAGAUACACGGGACUGACACAGUUGUAGAAGCUCUACUUGAUCAUAUGGAUCCAUCUUACCUAGACAUCCAGGACAGCGUAAAUCUCUAUGGAUCCAUGAAUUUAUGUGCAAUUACUAACUUUUCCUCCUAUAGUAUGGUGAAACAGCACUCAUGUAUGCAUGUAAGAAGAAGAAUCUUAAGCUGGUUAAGAAAAUACUAUCUAUGGGAGCUAAUUCAACCAUUUCCAAUAACGUGAAUAUUGAUCAUAAUGUAUGUAUCAUAAUUGGCAAUAUACCUUACAGAAUGGAGAUACAGCUGUUACGAUUGCAAAUGAGUUAGGCCAGGAACAGAUGCUACAAGAGCUUUUACAUAGACAAUGACGAUAGGAUAAAGUUGAGCCAGAUGAGGGGCCUUAUGAUAGUUGAUUUGUCUAUGUAUAUAUAUUAUAUGUCUCCACUUCAGCCUCAACCGUGAGUGUACCAUGAUUGCUUAGAAAACAAUUUGUUCUUAUUUAUUAUAGUUGUAUAUAUGAAAAGCUGAUGUAUAAAUUGGUCUGACGUGUAAUAUAAACGGACGCUAUGCAAAUUUAAGUGCAAACCCUCGGCGAACUGCGCAUGCGCGAUACAGCUAAUUGAUGGGCUGGGCUAGUAAU
Geodia barretti is the source of this 1351-nucleotide messenger RNA. The record is from the annotation of a GenBank genome assembly. Lineage: Eukaryota; Metazoa; Porifera; Demospongiae; Tetractinellida; Geodiidae.